Nothobranchius furzeri (turquoise killifish) is the source of this 1488-nucleotide messenger RNA. It is a transcript of the gene emd, whose product is annotated as emerin. NCBI's taxonomy places the organism in Eukaryota, Metazoa, Chordata, Actinopteri, Cyprinodontiformes, Nothobranchiidae. The record is from RefSeq and is a predicted model, not a curated record.
UGUAAAUUAACAAACGAGGGCGGAGUUUAAGCAGAUCCAUGUUUGCCGCUCCAACCCACUCAUGGCCGCUAUAAUCCGCGCGGGAAAACGAGCUGUCGUGAGUAGGAGGAGUAGAUUCUGCUUAUUUUUUGGUUCCCGAAACGAAAGAUUCCUAACGAAACGCACAGGAAAGUAAAAUGUCUUCGCUUACUAACAAGUCUGCGGCGGAACUAAGCGAACUGUUGGAUGAAUAUGGAAUCAAACAUGGACCCGUGGUCGAUUCCACCAGAAACCUAUAUGAGAAAAAGCUCAAAGAAGCCAUGGCGAAGGGGAAAACAGCGAAACCGUCAUCUGAUAAAACCUACUACAGAGAAGAAGAAGAAGAAGUCACUUAUGUUUACAAGACACCGACCAGAGUUGACGACUUUGCAGAGAGUGGGACCUACAGGAGAUCCAGACCGGAAUGGACUGAGAGGGAAUAUGUGCAUGAGACUUCCUACUCGGGCUACUCGCAGAAGAAGCCCGACUACAAAGGGAGGGAUCUUGUUGAUGAACCCUACAUGUACGACACACCGUCCAAGUACAGUAAUUCCUAUUUGAAAGCUACGCCCAUGAAGUCUAGUCAGGAGGCUCCGAAGGCGCCCAAGUCCUCUCGCCUCAUUCCUCUCUGGAUCCAGUUUGUCAUCUUCCUUGCUGUGGCCGUCUUCCUCUACUUGGUUUUCUCCAACAUGGAGACUCCUGAAUCCUUGAAAGGAUUGGAAUAAUUUUAUUGGCUUAAUAUUUUGGGGUUUUACACAUUUAUUCUGCAUUUAAAAUUUGGGGAAUGUACGUAUUUUAAACAAAGCUGAAGUUUUGGUUUAUGCCGUAUUUGUGAUUAUUUUUUUAGCUGACACUGCUUGCUUAUGUCCAGCUACUUGUGAAGGUGAGAAUGUCCUUUUAUUAUGUUUGUGAUGUUCAUUGCAGCACCGUGUUGAGCGCUGAGGUGGGACAAAGUAAAAAACACACACCUAGUCUCUUCUGUAAGUGUAGCUUUUAGCUCGUCAUCCAUUCAGGUACCUGAAGCGUGAUCAAAUAAUCUCAAGCCAGGCUACCAUUGGCUGUUGGCUUUAAAAACAAACUGCAGAUUUUAAUGUCAGAUUCUGAAUAAGAAACAUUUUUACCCAAAAAAGCUUUAAUUUACUGACUUUAUUCAUUAUUAAUAUGACAAAUUUUGUUUCUAUGUGCUCAAAAUGCUGUGUAAGUAGUUCACACAGACCUGAUGCUUCCAUGUUAAUCUCAUAUUUGGGCCAGAUUUAAAAUCCAAGUGCCUUUGUGUUUUAAUAAUUGUCUGUAAAUAGGGUUUGUGUGUUAAAUAAAGGAGGGUUUCAAAGUACAAACUUAUGAAAAUGCACUAGAGUGGCUGUAAUUGUUUACUUUACACCACUUUGUAUCAUCCAUGCAUUUUCCAAGUCUGUCGUUUGUUUUGUACUUCUUGGUUUCAUAAUGUAAUAAAGAGCUUGAAUACGGAAA